Messenger RNA from Menidia menidia (Atlantic silverside), 1457 nucleotides. The record is from the annotation of a GenBank genome assembly. NCBI's taxonomy places the organism in Eukaryota, Metazoa, Chordata, Actinopteri, Atheriniformes, Atherinopsidae.
AUGACAUCACCCCGGCCGGCUCCAGCUCGGCAGCAGAGGCAGCGGCUCAGUCAGUCCGGGUCGCAGACGCUGUCACACACGCACGAGGCUCCUUCUCUCCGCAGACCCGCGCGCAAACAGAUCAUCUUCGGCAUCAUGGGGAAAGGCUGCGUGACAGCGAGCAAGUACUUCCUGUUCCUCUUCAACCUCAUCUUCUUUCUGUUGGGACUCGUGAUCUUGGGCUUUGGACUCUGGCUCCUCCUAGACAAUCAGAGCUUCAUCGUCGUACUCAGUAACUCCACCUCUGUGAAGCUGGCCUGCUACACCCUGAUCGGCGUGGGGGGCUUCUCCAUGCUCAUGGGCUUCCUGGGCUGCCUGGGGGCCAUUUACGAGGUCCGCUGCCUGCUGGGGCUGCUGCUGUUCCCCUGCUCCUGCCACAACGCCUCUCUGGCCGCCGGGAACUUCUCUGAGAGCGGCUUCUGCGAGGCGCAGACGCCCGAUUGGCCCGUCUACGACGUGGGAUGCUCGUCCAACGUGGAGAAGUGGCUCACCGCCAACCUGGGGGUGGUGCUGGGCGUCUGCCUGGGGGUGGCGCUGGUGGAGCUGCUGGGCAUGGUUCUGUCCAUCUGCCUGUGCAAGAGCGUCCAAAGAGAGGACUACACCAAGGUGCCCAAGUACUGAGGAGCCCCGCGGAGCCCAGGGCCCUUUUGGCCCCCCCCCACUGCAAAACCAGCUUUGUGUCCCCUUUAGUGUUUUUUUUCUCCUGAGAAUCUUUAUUUUUUAUUGUUUCCUUUACGCACUUUAGAGAUGUCUAGCUCAGGUCCCAGAUGGGCUCUGAGGCCCUUCUGGGAUCCUGGGGACCUGGGAUCCCUGGACCGGCCCCUCUGGGACGUCUGCUCCUCUUUUCUCCAGCUCUGAGUGGUGGUGCCACGUUUUUAGGACUCUGUAAAUAAACCUGAGUGGUGUUUGUGUAGCAGCUCCUGUAACCCGACAGGCGGCCGAGUGUCGGCCCAGUUUAGGCUUCAUCUCCCAGCUCAGCUAACCCCACCGGCCCGGACCGGGUCCAGAACCCCGCACAUCCUCGCAGAACCUGGCAGAACCCAGCAGAACCCGGCCGCCUCAUGGGCUCCGAGGGGCUGGAUUGGAGGGUUGUGGGAGAGGUGCAUCCUGGGAAGGCGGCUUUGGGGCCGCCGGCGUGUUCUCACAUCUGUUCUGUUUCAUUUUCACAAUAAACUGAUUCAAGUCGGCCGCUUGUGUCUGUGUGAUGUGUAGCUCUUUGUGGUUGUUUUGUGUAUUUUUGUGGUUGUUUUGUGUGUCUGUGGCUGUUAGCUCAGCUAACCCAACCGGCUCUAACCGGGUCCAGAACCGAGCAGAACCUGGCCGCCUCAUGGGCUCUGAGGGGCUGGAUGGAGGGUUCUGGGAGAGGUGCAUCCUGGGAAAGCGAGUCUUUUUCAACCCCAUCAGGUCACAGAAAACCA